AUGGCGAUUCCGUUCAAGGAGGCCCUUGCAAAGCUGGAAAACAGCCGCGUCAAGGCUACUAGACCUCUGAUUCCACCUCAAAUCUUGCAGGAAGACUUGCCUUUAACUCUUCUAGCUGCCCAGACGGUGGUACAAGGGCGCAUGGCGGUCACAAAUAUACUCAAGGGCGACGAUGAUCGUCUUUUGGUUGUGGUGGGACCUUGUUCAGUAAACAACGUUGAUGCUGCCAGAGACUAUGCCAGACGUCUCAAAGCCUACGCCGACCAAGCUGAUAAAGACCUACUAAUUGUGAUGCGCGUCUACUUUGAGAAACCGCGGACGACGGUCGGCUGGAAAGGCCUGAUCAACGACCCCGAAUUGAACGGGAGUUACCAAAUUAACAAGGGCCUUCGUAUUGCGCGGACGCUGCUCCUGGAUAUCGCAAAGAUGGGGCUGCCUGCCGGAUGCGAAUUCCUAGAUACAAUCACGCCGCAAUAUACAGCUGAUCUGGUUUCGUGGGGUGCGAUUGGCGCGAGAACGACGGAGUCGCAAGUACAUAGAGAGCUGACGUCGGCGCUUUCUAUGCCUACGGGUUUCAAGAAUUCUACAGAUGGCAGUGUGGGUAUCGCGAUUGAUGCGUGCCGGGCUGCUCGGAGUGGACAUGUUUUCCUGUCUACAGGCAAGGAAGGACUGAGCAGUAUUAUUGAAACUGAGGGCAAUCCUGACGUGCAUAUCAUUCUGCGUGGGGGUACGCAUGGGCCCAAUUAUGGAGCAGAUUUCAUCCGAGACGCUGGUAGCAAGCUAUCCAAAGCGGGCGUAGUUCAAAAAAUCAUGGUCGACUGCAGUCAUGGGAAUAGCUCCAAGCAGCAUCAAAAGCAGGUAGAAGUAGCUGAUGACAUUGCUCGGCAACUGGAAUCAGAGGAUACGGCCUGCUUGAUAAUGGGAGUGAUGAUAGAGUCGAAUCUCGUCGAGGGACGGCAAGAUAUUCCGCCAGCGGGGCCUGCAGGUUUGAAAUACGGGCAGUCGGUGACUGACGCGUGUAUAUCCUGGGAAACAACAGUCCCCGUUCUCGACCGUCUUCGUGAAGGGGUCAGGGGUCGAAGGUUGCUGGUACAACAGCAGGCAGCAUGA
Guyanagaster necrorhizus is the source of this 1110-nucleotide messenger RNA. RefSeq names its product 3-deoxy-7-phosphoheptulonate synthase. The record is from RefSeq and is a predicted model, not a curated record. The transcript has 6 exons. Bases 1 to 1110 code for a protein of 369 amino acids. NCBI's taxonomy places the organism in Eukaryota, Fungi, Basidiomycota, Agaricomycetes, Agaricales, Physalacriaceae. Gene Ontology annotation, molecular function: 3-deoxy-7-phosphoheptulonate synthase activity. Gene Ontology annotation, cellular component: cytoplasm. Gene Ontology annotation, biological process: aromatic amino acid biosynthetic process.